Diachasmimorpha longicaudata is the source of this 1677-nucleotide messenger RNA. RefSeq lists its product as uncharacterized. Gene Ontology annotation, molecular function: catalytic activity. Bases 1 to 1677 code for a protein of 558 amino acids. The transcript has 4 exons. The record is from RefSeq and is a predicted model, not a curated record. NCBI's taxonomy places the organism in Eukaryota, Metazoa, Arthropoda, Insecta, Hymenoptera, Braconidae.
AUGGGAGGGAUUCUAGUGGGUACCAGAAGGAGCUUAGGGGAGGAAAUAAUAGUCAAUAAGUGGCUCAAUGGAGCAGUGAUAUCAAGGUUAAAGCUUGGGGGGGGGGAAGAAAUUAGGAGUAAGAUUGAGGAGGGAAGGGAAAAAUCGGAAGCAAUUGUGAUAAUGGGGGACUUUAAUGUUAAAAUUGGAGAGCUGGAAGCGGGAGAUGGGGAAGACAUGGUUGUAAGAAGAUCCAGGGACACUAAGGUGAACCGAGAUGGAAGUAAGCUGGUAGAGUUCUGCGAUGAAGAGGGGCUCGUGGUGACCAAUGGAGCCAUUAAGGGGCACUGGGAGCGAGCAAUUACAUUCGUGGGGAAUCAAUAUGAGUCGGUGGAAUCGGUACUUGACUUAGUGUUACAUGAAGGGGACCCAAAUGUGCUGGAUGAGGUCAACAUAUGGCCCGCAACUGACUCUGACCAUCUCGGGGUGACAGUGACUUUACUUGGACCAGGGGUUCCAAAGGCCGGAAUAGAUGGCGACGCAGGGGGCGAGCUUCAAGGGGCAGAGGGGCCCGCGGCGGGAGGAAUCAAGCUAGCAGUCGUCCUGGAGGCAGCGGGGGAAACUGGUAUGACUAGGAGCUUAAAACGAAGGAAAAAGAGAGAUGAAUUCGCUUGGUUGGGGGAGGAAUAUAAGUUGCAGAGGGCCAGGGUUAAUAAAGCGCUCAGGAAAUAUUUAAGGAGGUACGGAGAAGCGGAAAGAACUUGCUUCAGGGAGGAAAGAGGAAAGCUGAAAAAGAUGGCUAAGGCUAGGCUGAAAGAAAUAGCGGAAGAGAAGAAAAACCGGGUUAAAGCGAGUAAAAAUUUGGGAGAGCUAUGGGAAGCUUUGGGUGCAUGUAGGGCAAGAGCGGGGCGAAAGGGGGAGAAUAUUACGAAGGAAAAAUGGGCGGGUCAGAUCUCCAUGGUGCAGGGGGGCUCGGGCGGGGGUAGAGAUGAGGACAGGGACGGGACCUUAAAUGCGCUCAAGAAUAAAAAAGCAGCGGAGGAAGACGGGAUCACGGAGGAAUACCUGAAGCAUCUACCGGAGAACUGGAGGAAGGAACUUUGGGAGGUGAUUCAGGAAUGCUGGAAAUCUAGCAGGCUUAGGGAGGGGUGGACCGUCGCCAGAAUUUUCCCUAUUUAUAAGGGGGAGGGGAUGAAAAUGACGCGGGCAACUACAGGGGGGGUUUCAUUGCUGGAUUUAGGGUAUAAACUGUUUGCCAGCAUUAUGGCAAACAGGCUCAGCGCGUAUCUUGAGAGGGAGGGGAAACUGAACGAGAGUCAGGGGGGCUUUAGGGAAAAAAGAGGAACCAGGGAACAAAUAUUUAUUCUGAAUACGAUGAUAGGGAAUUGGAUAAAGCAUAAGGGGGGGAAGUUAUAUACCGCCUUCAUUGGCUUGAAGGCGGCUUUUGACACGGUGGACCGGGCUCUUCUGCUGGAAAAAUUAUGGAGGGGGGGGAUACGGGCUAGAUUUUAUGAUAUGGUUAAGACGAUUUACAGAACCUCGGAAAACGAAGUAAUCACGGGUGCAGGGCUAACUCAGAGGUUCCCCACGGAAAGCGGGGUUAGUCAGGGCUGUCCUUUGAGCCCAAUAUUGUUCAACUUAUUUAUAGAUGAUAUUGAUGCCGAAUGGGUAAAGAGGGGUUUGGGGGCACGGUGGUAG